Metarhizium robertsii ARSEF 23 is the source of this 1974-nucleotide messenger RNA. RefSeq names its product Zn(II)2Cys6 transcription factor. The transcript is spliced from 6 exons. The coding region runs from base 1 to 1974 and encodes 657 amino acids. Gene Ontology annotation, cellular component: nucleus. Gene Ontology annotation, molecular function: zinc ion binding; sequence-specific DNA binding. The record is from RefSeq and is a predicted model, not a curated record. Lineage: Eukaryota; Fungi; Ascomycota; Sordariomycetes; Hypocreales; Clavicipitaceae. Gene Ontology annotation, biological process: positive regulation of transcription by RNA polymerase II; DNA-templated transcription.
AUGUUCCCCAGGGCAAAAAGGACAUUGAAUAAUGCCCUCGGCCCGGAUAGCGACAUUAUUACCCCAGAUUACUGCCCACCUGAUGGUUGCAGGCAUCUCACGUCUCCCGUGUCAACGUCGGCCGGCCAGAGCAGUCUGCAGGCCGAGGAAUGCCCAGAUGUCGCGAUACAACCACAAAGCGAGCCACAGAGUGAGCCAGAGUUUCGGUUGCGCACAGAUCCGUUUGUCAUACCUUCAAGGACGAUUCCGAACUUCCAAAGAAACAGGAGACAAUGGAUCUGGCUCUCUCCCUGGUCAACAUGGUCCUUUACGGUGCGUCUCAUGUUGACAUUGGGCGAGAAGCUCCGGCCAGGAAGCCCUUCGCUUCCGCAGAACGUGCUCGACACAGAGGUAUACGAGUUCCCGUGGCCGUCUUUUUCGGCUUCAGAAGUAAACAUCUCAGGUCUACCAUCACUCAAUCAUGCACUGUAUCUCUUUACGACUGUGAAAUUCCAUCUCGGGCAGACCUAUCGACUGUUUGAUGAAGUCGAGUUUGAGAGCGAGAUCAAGGACUUUUAUGCAAACGCGGUACAAAAUGUGUCACAGUACCGCGUGUGGUUCAUCAAGUUUCUCCUCGUGUUAGCCUUCGGCACGGCUUUUCACACAUCUCACACGACGGCCCAGGAACCACCGGGUGCUCGCUUCUUUUCGAGGGCCAUGGCCCUCAUGCCGGGCCCUGGCUGCAUGUGGAAAGAGAGCAUGCUGGGGAUUGAAAUUUUGGCCAUGGCGGGCCUGUACCUUUUCUGUAUCGACGACAGAGAGUCGGCUCAUUGCUAUCUCAGCAAUGCGAUACGCAUCGCCCAAAUGGAGGGCCUUCAUACACAGCUUCCCCAAGAAGAGCUUGGCGCGGAAAAGGUGACGCAUUGCCGGGACCUCUGGUGGACAUUGUACAUUAUGGAUCGUCACUUUUCCUCGUCGCUCGGACUGCCCAUGUCGGUUCAAGACGGUGACAUAACCACACCUGUCAACCCGCCGAAUGUAGGUUCGCAAAGUGACAGUGCGCGUAGUCUUCAGGUCAAUCUCUCUCACCUAAUGUCCAUCAUCGUCACAACGGUCUAUCUGCCCGCCCGAACCCCCCUGACGUCCUUCUUGGAGCAGACUCGAUCUAUCCUGCACACCCUGGCUCAUCAUGCACAGGAAAUAGAAAGAAUCAUACGUCUCAAGUUUGACAAUUCACCAGGAGCCAUGCCCAGAGAGACGCAUUAUCUGACCAUGUUGUACCAUCAGUGUGUCAUAUUUGCGACUCGUCCGCCGCUUCUUGCCGCCCUCAAAGAGCGGUCAGAGUUGCUAGGCCAUCCCGAUGAUGAGAACUGGGAUGGCUUUUUGGCCCAAACGGCCACUGUCAUUUCUGCUGGCAUCAAAUCAGCCGCCAAAACACUCCAGAUUCUGUCCAAAGAAUACAGCAUGUUGGAAGUGUUUCUACCGUACGAUGUUGAAUUUGCUUUCGGGGCCGCGCUUCACCUGACCAUGGCCAGCGCCGUCUUCCCCGACGUGGUGGACUAUCAGCAUUGCCGACACCUUUCUCACCAGAUUCUUCACGAGUUGGUCUCUAGAGGCAACCGCAUCGCAAGGGCGAGGACGGCCGAGCUGAAAUACUUGGAAACCCUGUGCGCCGAGUUGGCCGUCCAAGGAAGGAGACAGGGCCACCAGACUUUGACAUUGUCCCAUUUGGAGAGCGAGCCGAUGGACGUAUGGGGCGCUGACGCUGGAAACGAGGCUAGGUUGACUGUGGGCGAUCAGAAUUUAGGCGCGGGCAUGCCGGAACCCGAUGACUCCCUGCAAGAUCUUGGCCACAAUACGUCGAGUAACAUGGAUUUGCUCAAUAGCAUUGGCAUCUCGGCUGACAAUUUCUUCUCUAUAAUACAACAGAUGCCAGAUCCGGAGACACUGUCGGAAAGCAUAUUGGACUGGGAUUUAUGGAAGGAGGCAACUUGA